AAGUUUCACCUUUCGCCAUUAGGUGGCGGUUAUGCGAGUCAAGGUGAUGCGAGUGAUGCGAGUACUACUCUGAGUAGGUUUCAAGUUCUUUGGCACAAUGUUUUUUUGGUGAUUAAGUAGGCACUACAGUUCGUUGUAAUUCAGUACACCAUACAAUAUACAAAUCAUGUCAACCGCAGUUAUAAUCGGAGGAGGUAUUUCCGGACUGUCAGCAGCGUAUUACCUCAGUAAACUACUCACUGUGUCUUCAACUUUUCAAAAGGUUAUUCUCGUGGAAGGAUCAGCACACCUAGGUGGGUGGAUAAAAAGCAAAAGGUAUGAUGAUGGCACUGUAUAUGAAUUGGGACCACGAAGCAUUCGUCCGGCUAACAAACAAGGAUUCAACACAUUAGAAAUGGUGGAGGAUUUAGGCUUAUCUAGCAAGGUUCUGCCAGUACUGACGGACCAUGUUGCCAGCAACAAUCGGUUCAUAUACGUUGAUGGCAAGCUUGCUAUGCUUCCGACACCUAAAGCGCUGUUCAGGUCCAGUCCUCUUCUUAACCAGAGUCUUGCGAGCAUGCUUUGGAAAGAAUUGUUCACUAAGAGCAUAAAGGUUGAAGACGAAACUGCAGAUUCAUUUAUUACAAGAAGAUUUAGCAAAAAGGCUGCAAUGUACCUAGCUGAUCCAAUGUGUCAGGGUGUAUUCGCAGGCAAGUCAACUGAGUUGAGUGCAAGGUCAUGUUUUUCUGAUGUCUUUAAAGCAGAACAAGAGUACGGGUCGAUCGUUAAAGGAAUGUUCAAGUCGGCAAGGUUAAAAAAAGACAGUGCAAAAAGUCAACUGGGUAUGCUGGCCAAGCAGCAACGCUGGACCAUGUGGUCAUUGCAGGACGGUUUGCAGACACUCUCUGAUUCCCUCACUGAUACGCUCAGUGAAUCGGAGCACAUCAUGGUACAGAGUCAGGAACCGUGCACGGCAUUGGGUUUUCAGAAUGGAAAGAUAGUCGUCGAGACUCCAAAUCUAAAAAUAGAAGCUAAUCACGUAUUUUCAGCACUUCCUGCCAAAGAUAUUUCCAAGCUUUUGUAUCCAAACCACCAAGAUCUUGCUCAGAUAUUAGGUAGGAUACAGUCAUGUACAGUGGGAGUGGUCAACCUUGAGUAUAAGGGAAGGCCAGUAAAAACUGAGGGAUUUGGGUACUUGAUACCUUCUAGUGAAAAGGCCAAAAUUUUGGGUGUUGUGUUUGACUCCUGCGCCUUCCCCCAACUUGACCGGAAUGAUGGCGAAUAUUCACGGUUUUCGUGCCUAAUGGGAGGUGCGUGGUUCGAGGAGCUGUAUGGUAAUGCAGACAGUGUGGAUCCAAACACACUGCUGGAUGUAGCAGUCGAAUCUAUGCGAAAUCACCUGGGUGUAACAGUGAAUCCUGUUAGAUCAAAUGUCACAAUAAAUAAGAACUGCAUCCCUCAGUACUACGUUGGUCACCACAAUAUAGUCAGCAGCAGCAGACAAUACAUUACACAGAAUCGGCUGCCAAUAAGUUUGCUUGGAGCAUCGUAUGAUGGCGCUAGCAUCAAUGACUGCAUUUACAAUGCUAGAAAGGAAGUUGAAGCUGUGGUAGGAGUAAAGAAUACCAGCUAAAGUUCUAGUGAAAUCAGGUGGUUACUAACCAGUAGCUUGUGCACAAAUACAGUUGUUAUUUUGUGUUAAAUGUGUUGUCAGUAGUCAAGCAAGUUUGGUGUAGCCGUGUAGAUCACAGAGUGAGAAUGAUAAUUUUUUGGCUUCAUGAAUAAUCAUGUUUAAUUAUCCCUGCCAGAAUUGAACUGCAAACCAAACUUUCUGUCAUGGUUUUAACUUUUUGGAAUAACUGAUGUCUCAAUCUACGAUGAAAAAUUUCAGUUUUAGAAAUUUCUAGAGGUUACAUUUAAUGAGAUAAUGUAAACCCUCAAUAUGCAAGUAAAGUUUGUAUAAUAUUAAUAAAAAUAACUCAAUUUAGUAUGGUUACAUAUACAUGGUACAUGUACGUAUAUGGCUACAUAUUACUCACCUAACACGAUUUGUAUUUGUAAUAUUUCGAUUAUUAGACUGCGGGGUGAACCCCCAAAUUAUGUUUUUUUGCGCCCACCAAGUGGCAAUUACAUAAUAUGCUCACAUAUUGUAAUUAAAUAUAUUUUAAAAGGUC
Messenger RNA from Priapulus caudatus, 2153 nucleotides. Its product is annotated as protoporphyrinogen oxidase-like. Gene Ontology annotation, cellular component: mitochondrial inner membrane. Gene Ontology annotation, biological process: heme biosynthetic process. Lineage: Eukaryota; Metazoa; Priapulida; Priapulimorpha; Priapulimorphida; Priapulidae. The record is from RefSeq and is a predicted model, not a curated record. The transcript is spliced from 11 exons. Bases 167 to 1612 code for a protein of 481 amino acids. Gene Ontology annotation, molecular function: protoporphyrinogen oxidase activity, oxygen as acceptor.